UGCUAGUUCUUUGCGUAGAAACAUGGCAGAUGAAGCCACUCGAAAAGUAGUGUCUGAAAUUCCUUUAUUGAAAACAAAUUCUGGACCCAGAGACAAAGAGCUGUGGGUUCAAAGACUGCGAGAGGAAUAUUUAGCCUUGAUCAAGUAUGUCGAAAACAAUAAAGCUGCUGACAACGACUGGUUUCGUUUAGAAUCCAACAAGGAAGGUACAAGGUGGUUUGGGAAGUGCUGGUAUAUUCAUGAACUGCUCAAGUAUGAAUUUGACAUGGAAUUUGAUAUUCCGGUUACAUAUCCAGCCACUGCCCCUGAAGUGGCCAUCCCAGAACUUGAUGGAAAGACAGCAAAAAUGUACAGGGGUGGCAAGAUCUGUUUAACAGACCAUUUCAAGCCACUGUGGGCAAGAAAUGUGCCAAAAUUUGGACUGGCUCACCUGAUGGCCCUUGGUCUCGGACCGUGGCUUGCUGUCGAGAUCCCAGACCUCAUUGCUAAAGGCCUCAUUCAACACAAAGAACAGCAGAACAGCUGAGAGCAGCUCCAUGUUUAUUUAUGCUAAUGAAAAUGUAUACAAUUCUCCCCCUUCCAGAGCUUCUAUUAUGUGUGCAGACUUUUUGCUCUAGCCCUCCUACACACGAUUAAGAGAUUCAGUGUUUUAAAGGCCCAAUGAGCAUCUGAUGGGUAGAGUCAGGAGUGUUAGAUGCUUAAGGCUAAAGCUACACUGUGCCAGUGUCGGAGGAUGGUUUAUUACCAAUGUUAAUUAAAGAAAGAAAGAGAAUACCACAUUAACAUAACAGGCGAGCACUCAGUCGCAAAGCGUUCAGCUCAAAGUGCAAUUAGGGAAAGUACAUGACUAAUUUUGUUUUAUAGACCCACCUAGAAAGUACUGACUCAGACCUGCCUCUCUACACAACACAAUGCGCUACAUGUUUGGUCAUGACGCUCACUCGGACCCGUAUUUGUCAUCUGAAUUGUGUUGUCAUGGUAUUUUUCAUAUUAUUUUAAUGGACCUUUUACACGUAAUCCUGGGACCAUUUUCAAUUAUGGACGGGGAAGCCUUGUGUGAAAUUUGUAUGUAGCUUGUUCAGGUUAUUCAGAUGUAAGCAUAAACUGCACUUGUCUUUGUUUAAGGAAUUUACAUUUGGAAAUAGAACACCAUCUUAGAUCCAAAAGAAGUCACAUAUUCUUCAUGAGAGUUAUUUAAAAUACUCUAUUGUAGAGCUGAGGGUAUAGAGUACACUGCAGGCAUAUUCGAUUAUGAUUGUUGAGCUGGACAUUUUUGUUUAACAAGAUGUUAAUACAACUAAAUUGAUUUUGGAAAAAAAGGUAAAUAAAGUCUUAACAGAUGUUGAA
Messenger RNA from Chanos chanos (milkfish), 1347 nucleotides. It is a transcript of the gene ufc1, whose product is annotated as ubiquitin-fold modifier conjugating enzyme 1. Gene Ontology annotation, molecular function: UFM1 conjugating enzyme activity. Lineage: Eukaryota; Metazoa; Chordata; Actinopteri; Gonorynchiformes; Chanidae. The transcript has 6 exons. The record is from RefSeq and is a predicted model, not a curated record. The coding region runs from base 23 to 526 and encodes 167 amino acids. Gene Ontology annotation, biological process: protein K69-linked ufmylation. Gene Ontology annotation, cellular component: cytoplasm.